Aquila chrysaetos chrysaetos is the source of this 7729-nucleotide messenger RNA. It is a transcript of the gene PPP1R16B, whose product is annotated as protein phosphatase 1 regulatory subunit 16B. The transcript has 11 exons. Gene Ontology annotation, biological process: establishment of endothelial barrier; regulation of sprouting angiogenesis. The record is from RefSeq and is a predicted model, not a curated record. Gene Ontology annotation, cellular component: cytoplasm. Gene Ontology annotation, molecular function: protein phosphatase regulator activity; enzyme inhibitor activity; protein binding. The coding region runs from base 282 to 1997 and encodes 571 amino acids. Lineage: Eukaryota; Metazoa; Chordata; Aves; Accipitriformes; Accipitridae.
GGGGCAGGGGCUGCGCGGCGCAGCCGCUGCUGCUGCCUGCCUGCCUGCCUGCCUGCUUGCUUGCCCGUCCGCCUGCCUGCCCACCUGCCUGGCCGGGCCCGCUGCGCCGCGUGGAGCUGCCGCGGGUUUCCACUGUGUUCUCAUCAGACACUGCAAUGGGCCCUUCCCAGCUCGGCCUCAAGAUGCUGGUAUAGCAGCAGGCGGCCGCGAUCCAGAGGACCUGCGGUGGGACAUCGUUUCCUGCUGGGGCAUCCUUCAUCCACUCUCUCUCGGCAGAAGUGAUGGAUGCCCAUGUGGACCUCCUGACAGAGCUGCAGCUGCUGGAUAAGGUGCCCACGCUGGAGAGGCUGCGGGCAGCCCAGAAGCGGAGGGCUCAGCAGCUGAAGAAAUGGGCGCAGUAUGAGAAGGAGAUGCAGCACAAGAAGCGGAAGCAUGAAAAGAAGAGAAAUGCUGUUAACCGAAAGAAAGUGUCUUUUGAAGCCAGCGUUGCUCUGCUGGAGGCUUCUCUGAGGAACGACUUGGAGGAAGUGUGUUACUUGCUGAAGAGCAACGUCAGCCCAGACCUGUGCAAUGAAGAUGGAUUAACUGCACUGCAUCAGUGCUGCAUAGACAACUAUGAAGAGAUAGUCAAGCUUCUCCUCAACCACGGGGCCAAUGUCAAUGCGAAGGACAAUGAGCUGUGGACUCCGUUGCAUGCAGCAGCUACAUGUGGUCAUAUCAACCUGGUGAAGAUCCUCAUCCAGCAUGGAGCAGACUUGUUGGCAGUAAAUGCAGAUGGCAACAUGCCGUAUGACCUCUGUGAAGAUGAGCCAACUCUGGAUGUCAUUGAGACUUGCAUGGCCUAUCAAGGGAUUACACAGGAAAGAAUCAAUGAGAUGCGGGCUGCCCCGGAGCAGGUCAUGAUCUGUGACAUUCAUGAUAUACUUGCAACUGGACAAGACCUGAACAGGACUGAUGCCCAAGGUGCUACGCUGCUACAUAUAGCUGCAGCCAAUGGUUAUCUGCAUGCAGCUGAAGUCCUUCUUGACCAGGGGGCAAGCCUGGAUGUUAAGGACUGGGAUGGCUGGGAACCUCUUCAUGCUGCUGCUUUCUGGGGACAGAUGCAGAUGGCUGAGUUGCUUGUGUCCCACGGGGCUAGUUUGAGUGCUAGGACAUCUCUGGAUGAGAUGCCAAUAGAUCUGUGUGAAGAGGAGGAAUUCAAAGUAUUGCUUCUGGAGUUGAAACACAAACACGAUGUGAUCAUGAAGUCUCAGAUGAGGCAUAAAUCCUCCCUAAGUCGAAGGACCUCCAGCACUGGCAGCCGGGGGAAGGUGGUGAGGAGGGCCAGCCUUUCGGACCGAACAAACCUUUACAGGAAGGAGUGCGAGAAAGAGGCCAUUGUCUGGCAGCAACUGGGGGCAGCAGAAGAAGGAAGAAACUCAGGUCUCAUUGGAGAAAUUGGGGAGACUCGGUCUGACCAGGAGAAUACAGACCCCAAUUCAGUGCUGGAGAACUCUUCCCUCCUUCCGGAGUUAGCAAACAAAAGCACCCAGUGUGACUCUGAAAUCCCCCUCCAGAAUGGACUCAUGGCAUCUGCCAGCACUUACCAGUACACCUUUUCCAACGGGGACAUUUGGAGUAUGCACGCUGACCCUGACAGUAACCCAGGCCACAUGCUGCCCUAUGGCAACCCUGGGCUCCCUGACACACAGCAGUUCUGGGGUACCUACAAGGAGCACAACCAUCAAACGCUCUCCGAACUUAAACGGCAGCGGGCUGCAGCCAAACUCCUCAAUCACCCUUUCCUCAGCACCCACUUCGGCAGUGGCGUGGGAGGAGUUGCUGAGAAUGGGGGUGAGGCCAAGUCGCAUCUAAUCGGAUCCAGGACUUCUCCCUACAGCUCCAAUGGGACCUCAGUGUAUUACACAGUGUCCAGUGGUGAUCCACCCCUCUUGAAAUUCAAAGCUCCCAUGGAGGAAAUGGAAGAGAAGGUGCAUGGGUGCUGCAGAAUUUCCUAGUCUCAUCUGUUUCUCACCCCAGAGGAAAAAAGUCGUGGGUGGGCUGGUUGGAUCUAUUGCAGCGGCCAGGUUGUUUGCAUUCCAAAGGGAGAGUUUGGUUAUGGACAUCCUUACUGCGGUGGCCUCGUUCAUCUUGAAUCGUACUUUACCCUGCCAAUUGCUUCCUUUGCAGUUGAAUGAGUAAUACAGGUGGAGCAAGGCUCUUAGGAGAGGAAGGGGUGCGCAUCAAUAUGAUGUAAAAAGAGUCACCCUAGUCUUGCUCCCUGGGGAAGAAGGAAUGGUGCACUGCCUCCCUGUCCUUGGGAAGUCAUGAGAUGCCUUGGAACAAAGAAAGGAUCUGAAUUAAAAUCUUUGCAUCUGAGCCUCUUGCUGUAAGUCACCAAGCUUCUGGAAGGUGACAGUUCAGACCUGAAUUUUCACUCUUGAGUGAUGCAUAUAUCCUGGAGGGGAGAUCAACCCCCACACAGGGUUUGCAAGAGUGGACAGAGCUGUUUUCCGUACAGCUGGAUCCAGCAUUUACAGGGCCUGAGCAACAAGCAAGCAUAGAUGCUGCACUUGCUUUAGGAAGUUUGCAAGGUGUUAUCUCCUUGCAGUGACAGCUCACUAUCAAAAACUGUCCACUGGUUGGGUCCUAUUCUGCUCAUGUAAACUCAUCACUGCAGACUGCCAUUAGGUUUGAAGCAGAACUUUUCCUGGAACAGGCUUCACUCAAUAGGCUUUAAAACUGAUGUUGCAAUAAGGGGCCCUGGCAAUAGGAUUUUACUGCAAUAAAAUACUGACAAAGGUCUAUAUUGGGAUAAGUAAUUUAAAAAACUUAUUUGUACUAUUUAGACUCUUAAUUUGUUAAAACUGAAAAGACUUUUGCUGAUCUCACUUUCCUAUUGAUUCUGUUUGUUUACUCUGUACGCUCAACACAGAUACUAUGGGCAGUAUGCUUUGCAUUCUGAUUUUUUCUGGAUUUCCAGAACCGCAGGGCUCGGGAGGGCUGAGGAGGAAAGGCUUGCUAACACUAAUCUAGAAAUGCCAUGAAAGUGUUUCUAAUCUCCCUAGAUGUUACGACACUUGUGUUAACCUGAAGUUUUUGGCUGAUAAAUAACUGUUAAAUUUUUGCUUUUGUAGUUGAACAUUGCAGCAGGGCAGGAGAUUUUCUUUGUCUGUUUUCCAGCUCCCAUGCUGAAAUCAUCAGCAGUGGUUAGUAGCUGUCAGAAGACAACUUAAAUGCCUAUAUGUACAAGGGGGUCACCUAGUGCCAUGCAGUACUUAGCAAAGCCUCUCUGCUGUAGGGUGGCUGGCACACCAACACCAGUCUUUUAGUGUAGUUCAUGUUAGCUCUGACAGACUACCUGAGAAACACUAGCACAGUAUAACCUGGGGGUUUGGCACUGGCUUUUUAGCAAGUUAAGGCUUUGCAUACCUGGGGGAGGUGAAAGGUGCGUGCCCCGUGGGGGAGAGCUCUGAGGAACUGGCCACAGUUGAGUUAACAAGUUUUAUCUACAGAAGUAACUGUAAAUCUUCAACCCUUUUUCUGCACAGAGGGGCUAUUGCAAACGUAACUAUUUGCCUGCAUGAAUAUGUGUCUUCUCGGGCAGUUUAAAUUCCAAACUCUGAAAACAUAAGCCUGUUUGGGUCUCCGUAAGUCAUCAUUGGAUUAAAUCCAGCUCACGUCGUUGUGCUUCAGCCAAGCAACAGUAAAUGCAGCUUCCAUCCCUCUUCCUUUUAGCUGGCGGUUGUUAGACAUCAAUGUUACACUCACACGUACGCUCCCCCUGUGGGAAUCCUGACAGCCUUUCCUUUUUUCUAGGCUAUAAAAAGUUGACUGAGGCUGAAACUCACUGUUAAGUGCUACCCUCUGCUCCCCAUCAAAUCUAGCUCAUCGCUGGGGCUGGAUGUAUUAUGAUACAGGGCUCUGGGCUCCUCAUUCUCAGCUCCUCGAGGCAGCAGAGGUGGCUGUGUGUCACCACCACAACCAUGCUGUGCAGGAAACACUUUUGGACCUGUGAGGUUAUUACCAGGCUGACAGUUUACUCUUUUGAACUCUGAAGAAACAAUUCUCUUCCCUCACCAGUUUUAGGAACAAAUUAGAAAAUGGUAGCAGUUGAUCUGAUUUUUUUCAAAACCUCAGUUCAGUUAAAGGCAGGGGAUUUCUUUGUAUGUUUUGAAACAUUCAGAGAAGUUGAGCUUCCUCCAUUAUUGAAAUUCAUAUGCUAAAUAUAAGACUAGAAAAUACUUCUUGUGCUUGACUUAAGCUCAAGGGAUUUUAAAAGUCAUUCUGUAGUAGAAAGAAGAUGAUUUGGUAACCGGACAGACUUCACGGCAUCUGUGUGUGGUUAACAGUGGGUCUUCUGAUUACCUCGAGAAAAUUCUUCUGGGAUAACACCAAGUGUAGCCUGGGUAUUACUGAGCGGGGGGAGAUGACCUUUCAGAUGCCUCUCUUCUCCCAUGGUGGUGAGGGUUGUCUCUCCACAUCCAUCCUAACAAAAGUUCUGGACUCAGUGUAACAAAUUUUGGUGCCGCUAUCCACUAGGUUGUAAGUGGUACAAAAUUCGGGCCCAGCUGAUGCCUUCCCUCCCAUGGAAGGAGUUGGGCCCUUUUCCUUCUCAGAGCAAUUUUGUGUUAUCAAGUGUAUUGAAUCCUACCUAACACCAAGCAAAUGAAAAGGAGACCGUUGAAUGCAAUAGUGUUAAGUAGUUGAGGGUUGCUUUCACUGAGAGUUGUUAAUACAUUAAAACCGUAGGAAGCCAGUCCAUUUUGGACAAACAGCUUUUAGUCCAUUGGUAUUUCACUCUGUUUAUAUGUGAAACUCCAGGAACUCAUCACUCUAGCUGUGAUGUUGAGCAAACCAAUAAUUGAUUUGCUAUCAGGCAAAAAAUAUUACAGAUUUUAGAUUACAAAACAUCCCCCUAAUUGGACUUUGUAUUGUAAUUGUAAAAUUGGCUGUAAUACAGCUCUUCUGGCUUUAUCACUGUAAGCUAAGAUGCUCACUGUGGCAUCUGAUCAAAUGUAAUCAAUUCUUAUUCAGACAAGAGAGUCAGUAAUCAAUAAAUCUUCCAGGCCGUGUUUCACAUCCAUGCCAAGUUAUUUAUCUACCACUGGCUUUGGGAUGAAGUAGCAUCACAGUGGGACUUGCGAAGGCUAUUGAAGAGUGACCUAGAAUUGAUUCAUGCUCAUGCGUUGGUGACAUUUGGGAUAUAAUGGUCAGUGCCUGUGGCGCACUGGUGAAUAUACUCAGGGAAGGAGCUGGCAGUUCAUGCUGCAUGCAGAGCUGUUGGUUUUAGGUCUGGGAUGAGCAAUUCUGUAAAGUGGAUAUUUAACCUGCUUCUGGUAAACUGUUUUGUAGAGACAAACAGGCUUUUGGGGGAAUAACAAACACAUAGAUACUCUUACAUGUGCAUUGUAGGAGCCUACCUCUAGGAAUAGGGCUUUUUAUUAUAAAAUUUAGCAGUGUUACAACAAUAGUGGUUUUCUAUAUCUAUGUGUUUUAAAGGCCAUCCCAGUGGAAAGCUCUGAGGUACAUAGCAGAAGGCACUUGGCUAUUUCAUUGGAUCUUAAAAUUGCAAAAAAGCUGUAGAAACUAGAAAUCAUGUUGUGACUGGCAUAUCUAGCACUUGGCUUACUAGAGGAAGAUUUGGGGGUUUUUAUGCUAUACUCUUGUGUUUUUAGGCUCAAUAAACAUCUUAACUACAGAUUCAAGGUCAGAUUAGAGUCCCACUUCUGUUAGCAGUAAGCCAAAGGUGGUAGUUAUUCAUACAGACUACGCAAAGAUUUGAGAAUGUGGAUGUAUUGAUGGGUCUAUUGUAGGCAGAACUGCACAUGAGAAUAACCAUUCUGCUUGCAAAAUCUUCCUAUAUGCUGAAGUUGUACUGUUUCUAGCAAACUAAGUGGUGAUGAGAGCGGCUUUACUUUCCAUGUAGACUUUUUUUUAGAUGGAAAAAAAGGUGUCUCUCAAAAUAGUGUCUCUGCUUUACUGAGCUCAACCAAGAAAGUCCCAGCACUGAAAUGUUAGAUAAGGGCUUAAGUACCAUUGCUGGGAUCUGUUUGAUGUCAGACCUGGAUCUGUAUUUCACAUACCAAGUGAUGUGAUUUUAGCCCACUUAGUCUCACUUCUGUGGUUCUCCAGAAUCUUAAAACCCUCCCAAUUUGGGAAGAACUGACUCUAGCUGAUGUGAUUCUGUACCACCUUGCAGGUGUGGUUCAAGAACCAUGAGGAUGAGGAACUCCUGGCAGGGAAGAAGAGCAUGGCAGGGCAAUAGCAAUAAUGAAUCAGUGCAAUACUCAGUGGAGGCAGGGAAUUCUCUAGUUUAUUGAGCAGGGUCUUAUUUUGUGGGGUUGAAAGCACUUACAAGCUACCAAAUGGCAUUACAACUUCUGUUUAGUGUCCUUUUGCUUUAAUCUUGGAGCUCUGUUUACCCAAAUCUUCUCUGCUGAAACUGAAUCAGCAAUACCAUGAAAUAGGAGCAUCUUAACCGAGAAAGCAAUAGCACUGGUCUCCAGUGAGCCAUAGAUGAACUGUUGUCCAUCUCCUGGAAGGUGUUCUCCCUACAUCUGGAUAUUUCUGUGCCUUAUCAUACUUGCUAAAGGUAACUUGGUAACUAGUCUCUGGAAGGUUUGUGGUGACUAUAUAGUGCUGUUCUUUAACUUGGAGACUAUUUUGCAAGGGGAUAACAGUUCAGAGCAUACCAGAUUUUGAAGUUUUUAUUUGCUCUUUCAGUUUCUCUCACUAUCACCAGUUCUUUCUUCCUAAAUACACAGAAAGGAAAUGCACAGGGUCUUCAUUCUAAUUUAACAAAUCGUGUUGAUCUCCUUUGUUAUAGCAGUUCUCUACAGGCAGAAUCCAGAACACGCUUGUAGCAGCAAAGUCUAGCCUCUUACUACAGAACACAGCUAAUAUUUACAUUUUUUUGUUUUGUUUUGCCUGUGGCUGUACAACAGAAUUUCUUGUCCCUCGUUGUUCUUCAGCUUUAUUCUGCUGUUUUUGUGUUGGCCAAACUGGUAAUGGACUUCUCAGUUCCCCCCCCCAAUUUGAGUACUGCUGGGUUCUUCUGCCAUGGCACAAUUACGACCUAGAAUAUUUUGCUAUAUUUCAACUGCAGAAGCUGUAGUAGAGGAGACUCUGCUCAAGACACCCGUUCCCAAACCUACACCUACAAUGCAAUUACCUCCACCCGCAGCUGGAGGGGAGAUACGGGUUUUUAAACAGUGCAGAUGCAGCCUUAGUAUUGCCACCUCUACGUCUUCAGCCUAUAGAUUGCAGUGUGAGAAUGGACUACAGGAGUGUCGGUAACCGUGGUACAGCUCGGUGUGACUGCUGCAUGUACAGGAUAUUAACAAAUGAUGGCAAGCCUUCUGCAAUAACUUGUAAUUCCAUCGAUCAGUAGUAAAUGAUGUACAAAUAAAACUUGAUGAAAUGUAUUUUAUGUGAAAAAAAUAAUCUAAGAACUGUAUAUUGUAUUAGCAGCUUUGUGUAUAAAAUGGCAUUUUGGCAAUCAGAGUCUAAUAUAUUUAAAACUUUUUUUAAAAAAAGGAUAUUUGAUAUUGUAUGGAAUUGACUUUAUUGCUACUGUAAGUAUGAAAAGAUGGUUUCUUAACAUGUUGAAGCAAUGCAUAAAAUCUUAAAUUGUAUGUAAAACUCAUGCCAAAAGGGUAUGUCUGACAGUAUUAGCACCUGACUCAGUGUCUUUAAUAGAGAUUGAAUUUUUUAAUUUAAAAAUUACAUUAAAUUUCUUUUAAUAAUA